Messenger RNA from Cynocephalus volans (Philippine flying lemur), 534 nucleotides. Its product is annotated as ferritin light chain-like. Lineage: Eukaryota; Metazoa; Chordata; Mammalia; Dermoptera; Cynocephalidae. Gene Ontology annotation, molecular function: ferric iron binding; ferrous iron binding. Gene Ontology annotation, cellular component: cytoplasm. The coding region runs from base 1 to 534 and encodes 177 amino acids. The record is from RefSeq and is a predicted model, not a curated record. The transcript has a single exon. Gene Ontology annotation, biological process: intracellular iron ion homeostasis; iron ion transport.
AUGUGGUUAGCUCCUUAUUGCCAACCAAUCACAAGCUCACAAAUUUGUCACAAUUAUUCCACAGAGGUGGAGGCCACCGUCAACUGCCUGCUCAAUCUGCAUCUGUGGGCCUCCUAUGCCUGCCUCUCUCUAGGCUUCUAUUUCGACCACCACAGGGUGACUCUGGAAGGUUUGAGCCACUUCUUCCGUGAGUUGGCCAAGGAGAAUUGCCAGGGUGCCAAGCAUCUCUUGAAGAUGCAAAACCACUGCAGCAGCCACUCCGUCCUCCAAGAUGUGCAGAAGCCAUCUCAAGAUGAGCAGAGUAAAACCCUGGGUGCCAUGGAAGCUGCCGUGGCCCUGGAGAAGAACCUGAACCAGACCCUUUUGGAUCUUCAUGCUGUGGGUUCUGCCCACACAGACUCCCAUCACUAUGACUUCCUAGAGAGCCACUUCCUAGGUGAGGAGGUGAAACUCAUGAAGAAGAUAGGUGACCACCUGACCAACCUCUGCAGGCUGGCCAUCUCUGAGGCCGGGCUGGGCCAGUAUCUCUCAUGA